Messenger RNA from Neltuma alba, 1605 nucleotides. Its product is annotated as amino acid transporter AVT1D-like. Gene Ontology annotation, molecular function: L-amino acid transmembrane transporter activity. NCBI's taxonomy places the organism in Eukaryota, Viridiplantae, Streptophyta, Magnoliopsida, Fabales, Fabaceae. The record is from RefSeq and is a predicted model, not a curated record. Gene Ontology annotation, biological process: amino acid transmembrane transport. Gene Ontology annotation, cellular component: vacuolar membrane. The coding region runs from base 1 to 1605 and encodes 534 amino acids. The transcript is spliced from 10 exons.
AUGAAGAUAGACGAAGAUGAUUUGGGUCCUGAUCGUGAGGUUGAGUUCCAGACUGAUGAUGAAGAAAACCUAGCGGAUAGGGUUUUCGAACAUUUAAGCUCGGAGACCGAUUCAGAAAGUUCUGAACCUAAUUUUUCCAACGACAUUGACGACGACGUCGGCAGUCCCGCGUGGCCUCAAACCUAUCGGCAAUCUAUGGACAUGUUGACCAGUGUAACACCACCUUCAAUGAGUUUGCUAAGGCAAUUAAGUAUAUCAAGUCGAUCAGUUACUUCUUGUACUGCACCAUCCAAGAGGCAUCGGAAUGAUGAUUCUGAUUUAAACACAGCCUUCAUUCCUGAAACAAUCUCAUUGAUACAAGAGGAGCCUAGCUUCAGUAACCGCAGGAUGUCUCGACUAUCUAGCUGCUCUAAAUUUUCUAGUUGUGAAUUUCCACCUCCUUUAGAGCAAUCUUCAUUAGCACAGUCAAUCCUUAAUGGAGCCAAUGUACUGUGUGGAAUAGGACUUCUUACAACACCUUAUGCGGUAAAAGAAGGUGGAUGGUUAAGUCUUCUAAUACUUUUCUUGUUUGCUGUCUUAUGCUGCUAUACUGGUAUUUUGUUGAAGAGAUGUUUAGAAAGCUCUCCUGGUCUCCAUACCUACCCGGAUAUAGGGCAGGCAGCUUUUGGAAUAGCUGGUCGCCUAGGGAUUGCGGCUGCUUGUGUUGAGUUGAUAAUACUAAUGAGUGAUAACCUCUCGUCACUUUUUCCCGACGCCCACAUGAAAUUUGCCGGGAUUAAUUUGAGCAGUAAUCAAGUUUUCACCAUCGCAUCAGCUCUUUGUGUUCUGCCAACAAUAUGCUUACGAAACCUUAAACUCCUGUCGUUUCUGUCAGUUGGAGGGAUAGCUGCAUCGAUAUUGGUGACUUCUUGCUUGCUAUGGGUUGGAGUGACAGACAAAGUUGGAUUUCAUCCUGGUGGAAAGGCUAUAAACCUUGCCAAUAUACCAGUCUCAAUUGGUCUCUAUGGUUUUUGCUUUGCAGGCCACUCAGUUUUUCCAAACAUAUACUCUUCCAUGAAGGAACCGUCAAAAUUUUCAGUUGUUCUAGCAGUCAGCUUUGGCUUUUGUUUUGUUAUAUACAUAGGAGUUGCGGCAUUGGGCUAUUUAACGUUUGGUGAUUCUAUCAAAUCUCAGUUUACUUUAAGCAUGCCCAAAGAAUUGUAUGCAUCAAAUAUUGCAGCCUGGACAACUGUUGUGAACCCUUUGACAAAGUAUGCCAUCACUUUGAUGCCUGUUGCACUGAGCAUAGAGGAACUCUUGCCUUCUGCUCAGCUAAGAUGCUACUCUAUGUCUGUUCUUAUCAGAACAGUUUUAGUUUUUUCAAACUUGGUUUUCGCCCUUUCUAUUCCUUUUUUCGGGUCUAUCAUGGCAUUUAUGGGCUCUUCAAUGGCAAUGCUAAUUGCACUUAUAUACCCGUGUGCAUGUUAUCUCAAGCUACAUCAUGGCAGAUUGUCAAAAGUAGAGGUGGCAAGCUGCGUGUUUAUUAUCCUUGUGGGGGCAGUGUGCUCUGUAAUUGGCACAUAUUCAGCAGUUUCAAGAAUAGCAGAUCAGGAAGAAAAUUCUUGA